AUGGAAGCUGCUCGUGAAGGUUCAGGUACCUCUGUUUCCCAACCUCAUGCACUGGAAUGGGUUGGAGAACAUUUCUCGAAUCAAUAUGUUCCCCAAACUAGUGGGUCUGAAGUGGGAAAUCAUUCGGGUGUAAGAGCUGGUUCACAUCUUCAUAUAAGUCGUGUGGAGUUUGAAGACACUGUUGAUCCCACUGAUCCUGAACAAUGGCUGGAGCGCAUGGAGAGGGUAUUUGAGCAGUUGAAGUGUUCAGAUGUUGCCAAAUUUAAGUAUGCUACUUUACUAUUACAAAAGGAUGUUUACGAUUGGUGGGUAAGUGUUCCGAAUGUUAAGGUAAAACCUCCAGUUCUUACUUGGGAUGAUUUUCUUAAGGAAUUUCGUAUGAAGUAUGUCCCACCUGCUUAUUGUGAUUCAAAGAAAAAGGAGUUUUUGAAUUUAAGGCAACGAGGCAUGUCUAUUGCUUUGUACCAACAAAAGUUUCUAAGGCUCUCUCGUUAUGCUGGAGGUAUUAUUAAAGAGGAAAAAGACAAGUGCAAGAAAUUUGAAGACAGUUUAAAUGAUUCCAUUAGGAAGAAUGUGGCGAUCCUACAACAUGAGAACUUUUGUAAGUUAGUGUCUGCUACUUUUACUUGGGAACGACUUGAUAAAGAAAAAGCUAGUAGAAAUGGAAACAAAUUUUGA
Molecule: messenger RNA, 678 nt
Organism: Solanum stenotomum
Lineage: Eukaryota; Viridiplantae; Streptophyta; Magnoliopsida; Solanales; Solanaceae
Exons: 2
Coding region: 1-678 (225 amino acids)
Source: RefSeq, a predicted model, not a curated record